Messenger RNA from Physella acuta, 3294 nucleotides. RefSeq names its product GATOR complex protein WDR24. NCBI's taxonomy places the organism in Eukaryota, Metazoa, Mollusca, Gastropoda, Physidae. Gene Ontology annotation, cellular component: GATOR2 complex; vacuolar membrane; cytosol. The record is from RefSeq and is a predicted model, not a curated record. Gene Ontology annotation, molecular function: protein binding. Gene Ontology annotation, biological process: positive regulation of TORC1 signaling; positive regulation of macroautophagy; cellular response to amino acid starvation.
GUGUCCAUUAAAGGUGAUUUUUUUUUAGGCCUAAAGGAACACAUUAAAAAAUAAUAACAGCCAAGAUUUGUUGUAAUGCUUUAAAAUGAUGCAGUUAUCCAACAUGUCAAAGAUGGUUCAUGAUAAAGUAUCUUACAAUGAUCCCUAUCGGCCCAUGAGUUUUUACUGUGAGGGCCCUCUGAAUUCUUUGGCCGCCAAUAAAGAUUUCACUCAAGUUGUUGUUGCCGGACGCUCAGUAUUUAAAAUACUGAACAUCAAAGAGGACUGCUUCACUGAGAACAUCAACCUUAGAGUUGGCCGACACAUUAACCUGACGUACUCAGCAGCUGAUGUUGCCUGGCACCCGUCAGAUGAGAAUAUGCUGGCAUCUGCUGCUACCAAUGGCUGUGUUGUCAUCUGGAAUCUUUGUAAAAGUGCAAAAUCAAAACAAGCAACAAUAUAUCAAGAACACAAACGGUCUGUGAACAGGGUGGCGUUUCAUGGGUCUGAACACCAUCAGUUGCUCAGUGCCUCACAGGAUGGUGUUGUCAUGAUUCAUGAUGUGCGUAAACCAACAGUGUGUACAAAGUUUGGUGUGGCUGGUACAGACAGUGUACGAGACGCACAGUUCUGCCCCCCUAGCAUGGGUUAUUUCUUCUUUGCUGCAGCUUAUGACAACGGCACUAUACAGAUUUGGGACAUGCGUCGACCAGACAGGUGUGAGAAACAGUUUAUGGCCCAUAAUGGACCUGUGUUUUCCCUUGAUUGGCACCCUGGUGACAAAACAUAUUGGCUGGCCACAGCAGGCAGGGAUAAAAUGAUCAAGGUUUGGGAUAUGGUUCGUCCAGACAGAGCCGCAUCCCCCAACUUGAUCCACAGCAUCACCAACAUUGCGUCUGUGGCCAGAAUCAAGUGGCGGCCCAACAGGAAGCACCACAUCUCCAGCUGUUCGCUGCUGGUGGACCACAGCAUCAAUGUCUGGGACGUUGGCAGACCUUACAUCCCAUUUGCUUCAUUUGAUGGACACAUGGAUGUUGCUACUUGCAUUGAGUGGCGUGAGGACUGUCAUGUUUUCUUAAGUUGUGGUCGAGAUGGCAACGUGAUACAGCAUGUUUUUUCUGAAGCAAAACGCCCGGCUGACCACGUCAACAUAGCAGGUGUUGACAUAAGCAUUAAUGGGGAAAUAGGAUAUGCAUAUUUUGACAAAAAAGACAAAUCAACAUCUGGUUCAUCCCGCUCAAAAAAAAUUUCAAAAAGUCGUCAGUUCACACAAGCCAGCAGCUCUUUAAAUGUUUUUCAAAAUAAUUUCAGUCAAGAAGAUGAGUGUCAGGAUAUGUUGAUGCAGUAUUUCAAGGAAAUUGCUCUAGAAUACAAACUCCAGGGUAUGUCUCUGGUGGAUCUGUGUAAACACAACGGGGUGGUGGCCUCAAACCAUAGCAAGCACCAUAUUGCACAGAUGUGGAACAAUCUUGCUGUCAUAUACGCCCCGAGCUCCCAGCCCAAUGUCCCCAACCACAUGAGUCGUACAGGACCUCAGCAGGACAAGCAAGAUCAUUCUGAUCUAGCUGUAAAACCAACAUUAAAACGAGCUAGAGAAAUUAAAGUGGUGAAGCCAUUCUCACAUGUGGAUACUUUUUCAGGCAGCAAUGAAGAAAGCUCUGAUGUGGAGGGAGAAAACUCUGAAGUAGAAAAAAGUGUACCCGAGCCUAGCACCGAAUCAAAUUUUUUAUUUGGAGAUGGUGGAGAAGACGAGACCAGCUCAGAUCUGUAUAACACUGGGGGAAUUGUGAAUCCAGAGCAUUAUGAUUGGAUAAACAAAGCCCCGCCCUCCGAAGCUUUCCAGCCCAGACAUGAGCUGAACCCAAUGACAGGAACUCACCCCUUGACCAUGGGUGAGUCAGAUUUGGCUCUGUCUACAACAAUGGAGCCGGCACCACAAGAGUCACAUGACCAGAGCUGGGAGCCUACUCUUGUUGUUAAGUUCUCCUAUGAUUUUGAAAUUCCAGAUUACUCUUCCACAGUUGCUGAUCUCAUCAAAUUUUUAGCAGAACAGGGAGAUGUUCAAACAGCUGUGUCAAUGUUGACAGUUUUAGGAGAUCAGAUACGAACCAAAAUUGAUGAAGCCUACCAAGAAAGUUGGUUUCUUGCUUAUAUUGAUUUACUGGGUCGCUAUGAGCUAUGGACAGUGGCCAAUGAUGUCAUCAAGCAGUGUAAGCUGAUGUCUGUCAACUCCUUGAAUCAGGAAUCAACAGUCAUACACGCCAUGUGCUUCAAGUGUUCCAGAGCUUGUGAGAGGGCCACUUGGCUGUGUGACAAGUGUAAACGCAUUUUAAAUCUUUGUAGUGUUUGCCACCAGCCUGUACGAGGUGCAUUUGUGUGGUGUCAGGGCUGCUGCCAUGGGGGGCAUGUUGACCACAUGAUGGAGUGGCUGUCAGUCAGUAACCAGUGUCCAGCAGGAUGCAGCCAUCAUUGUGAAUAUACGUGAGACAUAGGACAACUAUAACCAAGGAGCAAUAGAAUAAAUAAAUUAUCUUCAUUUUUUUCACAAUCUAUGUCAAACAGAAAAGCUACAGAGUUUUGCCAAGCAGAAUGUAUUUUUGUUCCUCACUAGUGUCUGAAAAUGUUACUAUAAUGAAAUGUUCUUAAAAAUUGGGCGUAAGUUACAAGUAGUAUCUCUACCCCUACUUCAGACCCUAAAAAAACCUGAUAUUAGAUUACUAUUAGCAACCUGAUACACCUAUUGUUGGAAGUGUCCACUGUCAGACACUGGGAAGAGGAAAGACUCAUUCGAAACAGUAUUAGGGAAGGUUUGAUCAUUUGUAUUUUCAGAGUGGGUUAAUGUCUUUCUUAACUGUUAUAAUGCAUGUAAGCUACAGGUCAAUUUAUAAUGCUGGUUGUUUUUUUAUUGUGGUUAAAGAUUAUUACAGAAAAAAAAGUUACUAUUCAAACCUUCCACUUUACCUAACUCUCAACUUGAAUUUUUGUUUUAGUGUGGCAAUAGGGACUGGAAAAUUCUAAUAUUUAAAUUUAAAAAGUUGAAGCGGAAGAUGAAACAAAACGUCAAAAAAAAAUUCAUUGUUGACUUUCCCCCCUAGUUAGUCUAAUUACCAGACAUUUUGCUAUCACUGCUAUUAUCUGGUGUACAACUAUUCCACAUUCAACUUAAAACUAAGUCAUUUAUUCUUUAAAAUCAAUAUUAAAUUAACACAAGAUAUGUUUCAACAGAAAUAAUUGUGUUUAUGCAUUUAUUAUGUUAUUGUAAUAUUUAUAUUACAGAUAUUUUUUUAAUUGUUUAAAAUUUGAAAAUAAAAGAUU